Rattus rattus (black rat) is the source of this 2770-nucleotide messenger RNA. It is a transcript of the gene Vps53, whose product is annotated as VPS53 subunit of GARP complex. The transcript has 22 exons. Gene Ontology annotation, biological process: retrograde transport, endosome to Golgi. The coding region runs from base 146 to 2644 and encodes 832 amino acids. NCBI's taxonomy places the organism in Eukaryota, Metazoa, Chordata, Mammalia, Rodentia, Muridae. Gene Ontology annotation, cellular component: GARP complex. The record is from RefSeq and is a predicted model, not a curated record.
AGUGCCCGACUCUCCGGAAGUGUCAGGCUAGCCGAGCGAGUAGCGGCUCUCUCGAGCUCUGUACCUGGAGGAUUGCAAUUCUGGGGUCCUGGUGAUAGACAGAUCACGACAGGGUUGGAGAGGGCGUCGGGGGCUGUGCGGCGGGAUGAUGGAGGAGGAGGAACUGGAGUUUGUGGAGGAGCUGGAGGCUGUGCUGCAGCUCACGCCAGAGGUGCAACUAGCCAUCGAGCAGGUAUUCCCAAGCCAGGAUCCUCUUGAUCAAGCUGACUUCAAUGCCGUUGAGUACAUCAAUACUCUGUUCCCAACAGAGCAAUCUCUGGCAAACAUUGACGAUGUUGUGAACAAGAUUAGACUGAAAAUAAGGAGACUGGAUGACAAUAUCCGCACUGUUGUAAGAGGUCAGACAAAUGUGGGACAGGAUGGAAGGCAAGCACUUGAAGAAGCCCAGAAAGCCAUUCAGCAACUCUUUGGCAAAAUCAAGGAUAUCAAAGACAAAGCAGAAAAGUCAGAACAAAUGGUGAAAGAGAUCACCCGAGAUAUUAAGCAGUUAGAUCACGCCAAGCGCCACCUGACCACCUCGAUCACAACACUGAACCACCUGCACAUGCUGGCAGGCGGGGUGGACUCCUUGGAAGCCAUGACCAGACGCAGACAGUAUGGAGAAGUUGCUAAUCUCCUUCAGGGUGUAAUGAAUGUUCUGGAGCACUUUCACAAGUACAUGGGAAUCCCACAGAUCCGACAGCUUUCUGAACGGGUGAAGGCUGCACAGACAGAGCUAGGACAGCAAAUCCUGGCUGAUUUUGAAGAAGCAUUUCCUUCACAGGGUACCAAGAGGCCAGGAGGACCCAGCAAUGUCCUGAGAGAUGCGUGCCUGGUGGCUAAUAUUUUGGACCCCAGAAUCAAACAAGAAAUCAUCAAAAAGUUUAUUAAACAGCAUCUAUCAGAGUAUCUAGUACUUUUUCAAGAAAACCAAGAUGUCGCCUGGCUGGACAAAAUUGACAGACGUUAUGCCUGGGUAAAACGCCAGCUUGUGGACUAUGAAGAGAAGUAUGGCCGGAUGUUUCCUCGUGAGUGGUGCAUGACAGAGAGAAUCUCAGUAGAAUUUUGCCAUGUGACGAGGACAGAACUUUCCAAAAUCAUGCGAGCCAGAGCUAAGGAAAUUGAGGUGAAGUUGCUUCUUUUUGCCAUUCAGAGAACAACUAACUUUGAGGGGUUUCUCGCAAAACGCUUCUCCGGUUGCACCCUGACAGAUGGAACCCUGAAAAAGCUGGAGUCCCCACCGCCAUCUACCAAUCCCUUCCUGGAAGAUGAGACAGCAGCAGAGACGGAGGAGCUGGCUCUGGAGAAGGGAGAGUUAGAGCAACCAAAGAAGCCCAAAGCCCCAGAUAAUCCAUUUCAUGGCAUUGUUUCCAAGUGUUUCGAGCCUCAUCUCUACGUGUACAUUGAGUCCCAGGACAAAAACCUCAGUGAGCUGAUAGACCGGUUUGUGGCAGACUUCAAAGCCCAGGGCCCACCUAAGCCCAACACUGAUGAAGGGGGUGCUGUACUCCCCAGCUGUGCUGACCUCUUUGUCUACUAUAAGAAGUGCAUGGUACAGUGCUCACAGCUCAGCACAGGCGAGCCCAUGAUUGCCCUAACCACCAUCUUCCAGAAGUACCUCCGAGAAUACGCCUGGAAAAUUCUCUCUGGCAACCUGCCUAAAACCAGCAGCAGCAGUGGGGGGCUGACCAUCAGCAGCCUCCUCAAAGAGAAAGAGGGCUCAGAAGUGGCCAGAUUCACUCUGGAGGAGCUGUGUCUCAUCUGCAGCAUCCUGAGCACAGCCGAGUACUGUCUGGCUACCACUCAGCAGCUAGAAGAAAAACUCAGAGAAAAGGUUGAUGUGAGUCUGACUGAGCGGAUCAACCUCACAGGAGAAAUGGACACGUUCAGCACUGUCAUCUCCAGCAGCAUCCAGCUGUUGGUUCAAGAUCUAGAUGCAGCCUGUGACCCUGCCCUGAUUGCCAUGAGCAAGAUGCCGUGGCAGAACGUGGAGCAUGUUGGUGACCAGAGCCCUUAUGUCACCUCUGUUAUUCUUCACAUAAAGCAGAAUGUCCCCAUCAUCCGUGACAACCUGGCUUCCACACGGAAAUACUUCACACAGUUCUGCAUUAAAUUUGCAAAUUCGUUCAUUCCCAAAUUCAUCACCCACCUCUUCAAGUGUAAGCCGAUCAGCAUGGUGGGAGCAGAGCAGCUUCUGCUGGACACCCACUCCCUGAAGAUGGUCCUGCUCGAUCUCCCGUCCAUUGGCUCACAGGUGGUGAGGAAGGCCCCUGCCAGUUACACUAAGAUUGUCGUGAAAGGCAUGACCCGGGCUGAAAUGAUCCUCAAGGUGGUGAUGGCCCCUCAUGAACCAUUGGUAGUAUUUGUUGACAACUACAUCAAACUCCUUACGGACUGCAACACAGAAACCUUCCAGAAAAUACUGGAUAUGAAGGGGCUGAAGAGGAGUGAGCAGAGCAGCAUGCUGGAACUUUUGCGGCAGAGGCUCCCUGCCCCACCCUCAGGGACAGAAAGUUCUAGCACACUGUCCCUGAUGGCCCCAACACCAGAGCAGGAAUCAUCACGCAUCCGAAAACUUGAAAAACUGAUUAAAAAGAGACUGUAAGGAACAUGCCGACAUUGCCAGGGUCCCUGAGCAACUGAUUGCUGGAAACCCUCGCCCUUAUGACUCCAGGUCCUAAGUCCUGAAGGCUCUGAGGACAUUACGGUUAUUAAAGUAUCUCUCCCAGAA